Molecule: messenger RNA, 1545 nt
Organism: Formica exsecta
Lineage: Eukaryota; Metazoa; Arthropoda; Insecta; Hymenoptera; Formicidae
Product: WD repeat-containing protein 55 homolog
Exons: 8
Coding region: 193-1503 (436 amino acids)
Molecular function (GO): protein binding
Source: RefSeq, a predicted model, not a curated record
GAACGCGGCCAAGUUUUCCACCAUUUUCAGAAAUAUUUAGUAACUGAAUUCUUGAAUAUUAGAGAAAGAGAUAUAACCUCAAUCGUGUAAUUGUAAUAUUACAAGCAAUUGUAUUAUUAGCUGUAUAAUUCGAGAUUAUAUGUGAAGAAAAAAAGGUUUUAAAAAAAUCAAGAUUUCGUUCUUUUUGCAAAAAUGCAUUGGAAAAUGAAGAGAUUAAUAGAUGGUUUGAUGUCUGAUGAUAACGAGGAUAUGAACAGCGAUGAGGAUAUCGAGGAUACAAGCAGCGAUGAAGAUAUCGAGGAUAUAAGCAGCGAUGAGGAUUCAUCAAACGAAUCCUCAUCAACAUCGGAUAGUGAUAACGAUAGAAUUUCUAUUAUCGAAGAAUCAAAAGCUGAAACAUCGGCAGAUGGGGCAUCUUCUCAUCAAGACAACAGUAACUUAUUGUUAGAUGAAGAGAAUGAAGUUGUCAAGGCUAUAUUAAGUGGAAAAGAUUUGCACAGGAAUCAUCCACCAACAAUUAUAUUAGAAGAUAUGAUAACAGAUAUAUGUUUCCAUCCUACAGCAGAUACUAUAGGUGUAGCUAGUAUUACGGGAGAUAUUUUUAUGUACAAGUAUAACAAUGAAGAGACUAGUCUUGUAUCUACUAUAGAAUUGCAUCUUAAAGCUUGUCGAGACAUUGAGUUCAGUGAGAAUGGACAGAUAUUAUUCUCAGCUGGAAAAGAUUUAUGUAUAGCGAUAACUGAUGUGGAAACUGAAAAGUUAACUAGAUUAUAUGAGAAAGCUCAUGAGCAACCUAUAUAUACAAUGACGAUAAUCAAUGAGAAUGUAUUUGCAACAGGCGACGAUGAUGGUGUAGUAAAAUUGUGGGAUCUCAGACAAAAGGGAAGUGAACCAAUAUUUUCCAUAAAGAAGGUGGAAGAUUAUAUUAGCGCAAUGAUAACCAACAGAGAUGCCAAGUAUUUGGUUUGUUCCAGUGGUGAUGGUUGUCUAACGACUCUAAAUAUACCAGAGAGAAAAAUGCACAUACAGUCCGAAGAAUAUGACGAGGAACUGACGUGUCUCGGUUUAUUUAAAUCCGAAAGAAAAUUGUUAACAGCUACUAGUAAAGGGAAAAUGUAUGUAUACAAUUGGGGUGAAUUUGGAUUACAUUCGGAUGAAUUUCCAAACAUUACGAAGGCAGCCAUAAAUUGUAUGAUUCCCAUUACGGAGAAUGUUGUAAUAACUGGAGAGAACGGAAUAAUUAGGGCAACUAGUUUGUUUCCUCAUCGUCAACUCGGCAUAGUAGGACAUCAUGACUUUUCUAUCGAGACGCUCGAUAUCAGUAACAAUGGAACUUUAAUAGCGUCCUCGUCUCAUAAUAAUGACAUCAAAUUCUGGAAUGUACAAUAUUUCGAGACUUUAAACGUUACCGAAUCUGUAAAAGGUGGAAAACAAAAACGGCUCAAACAUAAUCUUCCAAGCAGUGAAAUAAAUAAUCGAUCUGAUUUCUUUGCUGAAUUGUGAUUUUAACAGUUUCGUAUAAUAAAAUAAUAUAAUUUGUACUGU